AUGUCACUAACAGAUACAUGCGUAUCGUUUGCUUUGGGAAAUCCGCUUUACUUGUUUUCCACUGGAUUGCUGCUAAACUGUGUGUUCACACCACUAUACCUCUGGAAAACACAAAAUAGCAAAAUCGUAUUCAUUUCGCUACUGCACUUUGUGGUGCUGUAUGCCACAGUAUUCAUUACAGUUGGUGCUGAUAAAUCCCUUUACAAGGAUAAGUGGGUAGCCCUUCCCUUGGCAAAAAAGACUCGCAUUUCUCGUAACACGAGUUUGUACUGUUUCAAGCUAAAGUACCCGCUUGAAACGCUGCAUAUCCCCAUGGGGCACCAUCUGGCAGUAAGAGUCACAAUAAAUGGGGAGCGACUAGUGAGAUAUUAUACACCGGUAAAUGUCCCUAACACAGAGGGUCACCUGGAACUAGUAGUCAAGACAUACAAACACGGUGUUGUUUCCAAAUACUUUGACAAACUAAAAAUUGGCCAGUGCGUAGAAUUUAAGGGGCCCUUAGGCGAACUGGAAUAUGAACAAGAUACUGCGACAGAAUUGGGCAUAAUCGCAGGUGGUUCUGGUAUUACCCCCGUAUUGCAAGUUCUACAAGAAAUUAUACCAUCGCCCGAGGAUCUAACACAUAUUUCCUUAAUUUAUGCAAACGAAACAGAGAAUGACAUUCUCAUGAAAUCGCAGUUAGACCACAUGGCUAAUGAGUAUCCGCAUUUCAAAGUUCAUUACGUGGUUCAUAGGCCAAAUGGCAAAUGGAACGGUGACAUAGGUUACGUGACUCUAGAGGAAAUGAAAAAAUAUCUGCCCAAACAGGCGGAGGAUCACCGUUUAUUGAUUUGCGGACCUCCCAAGAUGAACGAAUUGGUUCUGAGUUAUGCAAAGGAGUUGGGCUGGAGUAACGGAUUCCACAAAGGUAAUGGAAGCGAUAAGGUUUUUGUUUUCUAA
Molecule: messenger RNA, 939 nt
Organism: Saccharomyces kudriavzevii IFO 1802
Lineage: Eukaryota; Fungi; Ascomycota; Saccharomycetes; Saccharomycetales; Saccharomycetaceae
Gene: AIM33
Product: cytochrome-b5 reductase
Exons: 1
Coding region: 1-939 (312 amino acids)
Cellular component (GO): plasma membrane; endoplasmic reticulum
Molecular function (GO): oxidoreductase activity
Source: RefSeq, a predicted model, not a curated record